GCGCUGUGAUAGAAAAAAUUGACAUCCCUUUUAAGAAGUACGCCGAAAUUUUUGCUAUCCCUUUUGGAAUUAUUUUCAAACCGUUCGAAAGAGAUCCGCAAGAUUUGCAACAGAUUUUCAUGCCGCGCGUGUAGCCCUGGCAGGAGAAAUAGUCAGCCUUUUGCCGACACAUUGCCAUUGCAGCCAAGCAUAUCAAACCCCACACAGCGAAUAAUGAGCCUGUCAAAGUUCGCCAGAUCCACCCUGCAGAUAAACAAAGCGUGCGGGGUAGUCGAAGCACAGGCGAAGAGCAAAACCGCGGCUGCCUCGUGCAGGGGGCUGCGCAAAAUCAGCAGCGGGAACAAUGUGCAGAACAAGUGGUACGCUCAACUAAUCGCCAAGGAGCUGAGCCAUCGUGGAGGACUGGUGAAACAUUUUAGCACCGCAGGAGAGAGCUACGAGUUUAAGGCAGAGACGAAGAAGCUGCUGCAGAUAGUUGCCCAUUCGCUCUACACGGAUAAGGAGGUGUUCAUUAGGGAGCUCAUUAGUAACUCCUCCGAUGCGUUGGAAAAAAGGAGAUUUACCCAAACGGCAUCCAUCAAAAGGGUGGAUGAUACGACAGCUAGUGAAACGGCCGAGAUCCCCCUGCACAUCAAGGUGUCAGCGGAUGCCAAGAAAAAUUUGUUCAUAAUUGAGGACAGCGGAAUUGGUAUGAACAAGGAGGAGGUGAUUGAAAACUUGGGGACGAUAGCGAAGAGUGGCUCUCUAAACUUUCUAAACGCGUUAAAGGAGAGAAGCAGCAGUGCAAGUGAGGAAAGUAAAAAGUCACCUGAACAGUCAGGUGAAAGGGGAGAAAUUUCCAAACCUGGAGAUAACAUCAUAGGGCAAUUUGGUGUAGGCUUCUACAGCUCCUUUGUCGUUUCGGAUCAAGUGGAAGUGUUCACACGAUCACAUGAUGCUAACUCAGUCGGUUACCACUGGAAGUCUGAUGGGAAUGGCACUUUCACUUUGAAGGAAGUGGAGGACCUCCCCAGAGGCACCAAAAUUGUGUGCCACCUUAAGGACAGCUGUAAAGAAUUCGCAAACAUCCAUAGGGUGCAAGAAAUUGUGGAGAAAUUUUCCUCCUUCAUUAACUUCCCAGUUUAUAUCGUCAAUAGGAAGAAGGACAUCAAGGGGAGCAGCCGCUUGGUGAAGGGGGACGACGCCGCGCAUGAGGAGGCUUCCCCCCCACAGGCAGAGGAGGGACUUCUCAACGAAGCAGAACGGGAGAAAGCCAUGGAGGGGGUAGCGGACGGGGUGACAGACGCCACCGCCUCGGCGGAUGCCCCCAAGGGAGACGCAGAAAGCUUGACAGACGAAGUGCAGAUUAACAACCAAAAACCGCUGUGGUGCAAGGACCACGUGACUGAGGAAGAGCACGAGAAGUUUUUCAAAUUUUUAACAAAAAAAAAAAGCUACGAUGAUGAUAAGGGAUAUGUAUACAAGGUGCUUUACAAAACGGACGCGCCAAUGUCCAUAAAGAGCGUCUUUUACAUCCCGGAGGAAGCUCCCUCGAGGUUGUUCCAGCAGAGCAACGAAAUUGAGGUCUCCCUUUAUUGCAAAAAGGUCCUAGUGAAGAAGAGCGCAGAUAAUAUAAUUCCCAAGUGGCUGCACUUCGUCAAGGGAGUGAUCGAUUGCGAAGACAUGCCCCUCAACAUCAGCAGAGAAAACAUGCAGGACAGCACGUUGAUAAGCAAAAUCUCUAGAGUAGUGGUGACGAAAAUUUUGAAGACGCUAGAGAAGGAAGCCACAAAUGAUGAGGAAAAAUACCGGAAGUUUUACGCCAACUAUAGCUACUACUUGAAGGAGGGAGUGCUGGAGGAUUCCUCCAACCAGUUUUACAAAGGCAUGUUGAUGAACCUCUUGCGCUUUUACUCUAUUCAACAGAGGAAAAAUAUUCCCCUUAAGGAAUAUGUAGCUAACUUUAAAAAGGCUCAGAAAAAAAUUUACUACUUUUGUGUGAACGAUUUAGACGUCGCUUUGUCCUCCCCUUAUAUGGAGCCUUUCAAAAAGCAGGGCGUCGAUGUGCUCCUCCUCUUUGAAGAAAUCGAUGAGUUUGUCCUCAUGAAUCUGCAGGAGUUUAAUGGGUCCAAAUUUGUCUCCAUAGACUCCUCCCAGAAUGAGGACUUCGAUCCGGAGCUGCUCAAUGCGAACAGGGGGGACGACGGGGCUAAGGGGGGAGACAAGGAGGAAGCUUCCAACGGGGGGGAGAAGAACCGCAUCUUUAAUGAUAGCCAAAAGAGUGAGCUAGCCAAAUAUUUCAAAGACGUAUUGGGUUCUAAAUGCUCAGAUGUGAAAUUCUCUGACCGGUUGACCGAAUCUCCUGCAGUCGUCACUGGGUUUUUGUCCCCCACGUUGAGGAAGGUUAUGAAGGCCACCAUGAAGAAUGCCUCUUUCCAGGAUAAUAGCAUGUUGCAUAAUUUACCAGCCACUUUGGAGUUAAACCCCUCGCAUACCAUUGUCACGUCGAUUUUCCACCUCAAAAAUACCAACCAGGAGGUGGCCAAGCUGUUGGUUCAGCAGCUGUAUGAUAAUGCCUGCAUCGCUGCCGGCAUUUUGGAGGACCCCCGCUCGCUGCUCACCAAAUUGAACGAACUGCUUCUGCUCACUGCGAGGUAUGCCUACCAUUAUGAGAAGAACACCGAGGGGGGGCCGGCUCUCCAGGAGGAGCAGUCCCCGAGCGAGGUCAGCCAGGUCAGCGCAAACGGGGCGGCCGAGGAGGGCUCCGCCAAGGAGGCCCAGGCGUCCAAGUUGUGA
This is a messenger RNA of Plasmodium vivax (malaria parasite P. vivax), 2775 nucleotides long. Its product is annotated as heat shock protein 90, putative. Lineage: Eukaryota; Apicomplexa; Aconoidasida; Haemosporida; Plasmodiidae. Gene Ontology annotation, cellular component: mitochondrial inner membrane. The transcript has a single exon. Gene Ontology annotation, molecular function: ATP binding; ATP-dependent protein folding chaperone; protein kinase binding. Gene Ontology annotation, biological process: protein folding. Bases 214 to 2775 code for a protein of 853 amino acids. The record is from RefSeq and is a predicted model, not a curated record.